Molecule: messenger RNA, 888 nt
Organism: Ostertagia ostertagi
Lineage: Eukaryota; Metazoa; Nematoda; Chromadorea; Rhabditida; Trichostrongylidae
Source: the annotation of a GenBank genome assembly
AUCCAACCAGUACCUGGUCAAUAUCUCGUUGGUAGGGAGGUAUACGCUUUCAUCGCCUUUCAACGCAUUCCUGGGCCACUGGCGAAGGAUCAUGACGUUAUGUACCACAUAGAAAAUCUAAAUGGUUCCAAUUUUAUCUAUCUACCAGUCGGCAAACUCCAUAAUAAGACUGGCCUUUACUACGUCGGAAUUGGAAUGGUAGAUAAAAACGGAAAGAAGUGCGUCAAGUACGAGCCACCUCCCGGAAUCAGCGAUGGCAACUGGUGUUUCAUUCGAGACUUCGAGUUCAAUUUCAAUGUUCGAGUACUUACUAAAGGCUGCUACUUCUAUCGGAACAGCACUGAUCGAAUAGAUAACGUCCAUGACGUCGCCGCACCAUUUUAUGGCAGUAAAAUCGUGCAGUGUUCGAUUCAUCAUCUCACCACAUUCUUCGUCGGUCUCUUUAAUCCUGUGGCAGAGGGUCACUUUUCCUAUGAAUACGUCGUCCAGCACAAGCUGCCAAAUGUCACUGCUGCCAUGAUUGUGUUUUUCCUCAGCAUACACAUGGUAUUGGUGGUCAUUUGUGGCUUGAAUCAACAAGUUAUGGAUUUGGAUCGGGGCCUCUUAUACAACAUGGCCGAUAAUAACCCAGGAGACUUAGUAUACUACUAUAUUGUCAUGGUUGAGACCGGGUAUCGUAUGUGCGCCAGUACUGAUUCAAAGGUAUUCAUCACAAUUUACGGAACUGAUGCAGACGAAGUUUCACGUGAGCUCAAAACUAUACACAUAGAGAGGAACUCCUCGAUUUUCUCAUGGGGCACGUCUGCUCGUUUCUCUUCUGAGAACACCAUGGUGCCUCGCGGAGAUCUUCGUUUUGUGAGGCUCUGGGUAGACAAUUCUGGGUCGUAG